AUGAAUUGAGUGAGUACUGGCCGAACUACUGGUUGAAGAUCAAAUCAAAGCCAAACUAAAUGAUCUGCUGUGUAGGUAUAUAUCUCUAUGCCAUGCCAUGUGCUCUUGUUCCAAGUUUCAACCAAUUAUUUCACUCUUCUUUUGUUUUAUCCACACAUUUUCAUCAUUUGACAAAGCCUGGGAGUGCUAAGGAGGUAGACCGGAGCUCGAUUUCAUACAACUGCGCUUGGAGACAACUAUGUUAAGCAUUGGAUCUCUGCAGGUACCAGGUGCAUGUUCCACUCCUUGCCACUAAUAUGCGAUUAAAGUCCAAUUUACCUUCUCUCAGUGACUGUCCGAUCGAGUCUGAGGGGCGAGGGGGGCUCAUCCUUUUUUGUGUGUAAAUAAAUAAAAUUGCGUAGAAAACAAAUCCCGUCCAAAUCAUUUUAUAACACUAUUUCAUUAUUAGAAUUUUUGUUUGAAUUUAAAUUUUUUAUUUUAUGUGGGAAUGUUGGGAAAGCAAAAAAAUUAAAUAUCAUGCCUUGUAUGAGACAACAAAAAUAACAACUUAAUUGGAUCCCACCAAAGUAUGUAGGGUCUGAACUGGGUGUGUGUAUGCCGAGUUUGGCGCCCCUUCUCGAAAGUAGAGAGUUUACUUUCAAGAGACCCCGGCUAAAGUUGCAUAGGUAAGAAGGAAAAAGUAAAAACGAUGGUUAAAAUGCUAAACCACAAGCUAAAACAUUGUGGCGACUCCAUGUUUAAACAAAAGUUUUGUUAAUCAAGCGAGAAGACAAUUGAACUCAAAAUGACCCGUUAAAAUAAAACAAAUCUAAUCGAACUCGACUUGAAUGGCUCGCAAAAGUAUAUGAUAUUUUUCUAAAUGAUGUACUCUAUACAUUAUUAGCAUGAAAUAUAAAGCAAUAAAAAAUAAUGGCAUCUUACUCCAUUUUAGAGCGUUCCCACCAGUGUUUUUUUCCUUGAGUGGGAACCAUUUUGGUAUAGUACGUUACUAUUCCACCAAUUAGUUUUGAAAAAUUUUCAUGCGGGUAUCCUUUUUUUCACACGUAACGAGUGGAAAAAACAUUACAAUUUUUUUUUCUCUCCUCUCGAAAAUUUUUGUUUAUUUACGCGAUUUCAUUAAGUAUAUAUAUUUGAUAAAAUAAAAUAUUCUUGUCACUUCUUGUUUUGUAGAAUUUUGACGUAGUUUUUUAAUAUAUAAUUUUAAUUUUUAUUGAUGUACCGUUUUAUAAAUAAAAUGAUUUCAAAAGGUGUGAUAUUUCUCCUUAUAAACCCCAAUUUAUAAUCAAAUUGGAGAUUGAGGGCCCAUUCGAUGUACAUUUUGAUAAGGAUACAAGUACAAGUAUGAAUUUAAAUAUUUUAAACAAACAGUCACAAACCGUUUGGUCAUCCGAACCCAGUGAACUAGCUAGGUCAUGAGCACAUUUUUUUCAACUUGAAUUCGAACUUGAGCUGACCGGCAUAGCUCUAACUUUCCUAAUUUCUCUAUGGAUUUUAGAAGUAAUUGUUCACUUGUCAUAAGGAACUGUUCAUUUGGGUUGUAAAAGUAGAGUUGGACAUUGAAAGAAACUGGUAGAAGUUAAAUGAAAGUGGAAGAAACUGAACACAAAUAGAAUGAGUUAGAAUAUUAGGAGUUGGAACAACUAGACGAAGUUGGGGAAAAAAAUAUUUGUGUCAUUUACUGCAUUUAUUAUUCCUGUGCUCCUUAUGAUGAUACAAAAGGUGUGACGGAUACCCUAACAAUGGGGUAUCCAGUUCAAGGAAGAAGACCUCAAAACCCAAAGAAGAAGACCCUACUAAGAGCCAAAGUCCGCCAUAAAGCAAGAUCGGCUGAACAAGCGCGAUGACCAAAUUUAUCUUCUCUCAGUGACUGUUCGACCAGGUCUGAGGGGGCCUUCGCCCCUCGGGAAUGUGGCUCAUCCUGUUUUGUGUGUAAAUAAAUAACAUUGCGUAGAAAACAAAUCCCGUCCAAAUCAUUUUAUAACACUAUUUCAUUAUUAGAAUUUUUUGUUUGAAUUUAAAUUUUUUAUUUUAUGUGGGAUUGUUGGGAAGCAAAAAAAAUUAAAUAUCAUGCCUUAGCCUUAAAGGAAAUUUUUCCUCUCCCAAAACCUAACGCCGUACCCCAAGCGCUGUGCGUCCAUCGCCGGCCACCUUCAAGCCUCUCUUUGACGAUCUAAGGCUUUCUCUCGUCGCAUCCCAUGGCACCCACCAUCACCAAGGACACACCCGUGGUUCAACUCCACGCCAAGACGCACUUUCCUAUCAAAUUGAUCUCCACCAACUUCUCCAUAUGGCAGCGCCAGGUUCGCUCCAUGCUCAUCGCUCUUGAUCUCAUCGGGUAUGUCGACGGCACUCUCCAUGCGCCACCGAAAGUCCUUGAAGGAGCGGCCAACCCUUGCUAUUCUAUAUGGUUCCGUCAAGAUCAAUCUAUCAUUGGAGCCUUACUUGGCAGCUGUUCCGAUCAGGUCCAGCCACUUAUCUCCACCUGUGAAACCGCGUGUGAGGCCUGGACGAAUCUUCAUGCUGCCUUUGCCAGCUCCAGCCGCGGCCGCAUCGUUUCCCUCAAAUCAAAAUUAGGCAAAAACCCUAAAGGUGAUCGUUCCAUGUCUGAUUAUCUCUUUUAUAUGCAAUCCAUUGCCAAUGAACUGGCCUUGGUUCAGAGUCCGGUUUCGGAGGAAGAUCUUGUUGUUCAUGUCCUCAACCAAGUGGGUGAUGAAUAUGACUCCAUCACCUCUGCUGCCCGUGUUCGUGCCGAACCGCUUUCGUUCAAAGAACUUGGGGACAUUCUAAAGGAGCACGAAAAGAAAAUUCAGCUGUCGGAAGCCACUCGCACUUUGUCUCUUGCCACUGCCAAUUAUACUCAGCAGCAGUCUGGUGGAGGUGGGAGUUCUCGGUUUGGUCAGCAUCACCGUGACGAAGGUCGUGACAGUGGAUCCUCCGCAAACCGUCGCGGUCGUGGGCAGACGACUGGCAGGCCCGCACGGCAAACCGCGGGCAGUGGAUGCCAAUUCUGCUCCAUCCCGGGUCAUGAUGUUCGAGAUUGUCGGAAGCUCGCCCGCUUCCUUCGUCAACAUGGUCUUGCUCCCCCGCCUGUGGCUCACUCCACAGAGUUUUGGGUCGCCGUUAAGUUUCUAACGGAGGGUUAACGGAAAUGCCCGUUUUAGGCAACAAAAUGAAAGUUGGGAUUAUUUUUGAUGAAUUUUUAUUUUUUAAUUUUUUUGAAAUUUUUAUUUAAAUUUUUUGAAUUACUUUCAACCUCCAUUUCUUUUUAUUUUUUAAAGAUUAUUCUUACCUUUGAAAAAAAUAGAUAUAAAAAAUAAUGAAAAUGAGAAAAAUAACUAAAAUCAUACAAAAUUAAUCAAAUAAAUAAUGUAAUCAAUAGAAAUUAAAUAGAAACUGGUAAG
Molecule: messenger RNA, 3401 nt
Organism: Cuscuta campestris
Lineage: Eukaryota; Viridiplantae; Streptophyta; Magnoliopsida; Solanales; Convolvulaceae
Source: the annotation of a GenBank genome assembly